Molecule: messenger RNA, 1997 nt
Organism: Anopheles arabiensis
Lineage: Eukaryota; Metazoa; Arthropoda; Insecta; Diptera; Culicidae
Product: differentially expressed in FDCP 8 homolog
Exons: 6
Coding region: 206-1834 (542 amino acids)
Source: RefSeq, a predicted model, not a curated record
CAUAAUUUACAAACAAAAACAACCCUCGACCAGAUUGAGUCAUACGAGAGGCAAGCUGCCGUUUAGCUGAAUCGUGCGUUUCCUGGUUCACUAACACUUUACUAUCUACAUCAGUACAAGUUUCGAAAGAAUGAGCCAGUAGGCUGAGCUCAUCAUUAGCCGGAUGAUGUAAAGUUCGUGCGUUUCCACUGUGACAGUGACAGCGAUGCAGAGUACGGUGCAGAACCUCCGGGAGGGCCUCUGGAAUCUACCGAGCACGGUCAACAGCCUGCUGCUCGCUGGGACACUACUGGACAGUGGCAGGGGCAGCUCGUCCGAGGAGCUUACCCGGGAUCAGAAAACUCGUUCCCCCGCCGAGCGGGACGAUAACAAUAACGACGAUGCCGAGGAAGAACCGCCGGACAGUGAGCAGGAGGAUGAUGAGCUGCUGGAAAAGCGGACGCAUGCUAGCGACCGCAUGUCCGCCGAGCCCAUGAGCAGUUCGGUCGGCUCGUUGCGUGCACUGUGCGAUGAGCCGGAGCAGGACAGGCAGGGUGAAAAGGAUCCCACAGCCACCAACACCGAUGGCGCACCGGAUCCGGCUGUGCUGCGUGUCAAGUGGCAACUGGUGCCGUUGGAUCAGAACGCAUCGCUGGUGGAGCUGUCGCAGGCAAUAGACGUGUGCCGGACGCUGGUACGCUCGAAUGCGUACGGGCCCGAUACGGAUCAAAGCAAAUGGCUCGUGCGACAUUUGGUGGAGCUGCGGUACCGGUACCGCGAGCUGGUGGACUUUUCGCGCGAUCCCGAAGCAGUGCUGGAGGAGACGGAGGUCAUUCUGGGGCAUCAUUUCGUGCGCCGGAAACAGUUCCCUUUGCAGCAGCUGCAGCGCAACCGGCACCUGUACUGUGACCACUGUUCCGGUGUCAUUUGGAACGUUGUGCAGGCAUCGUACGUUUGCAACGACUGCUCGUUUGCGGUGCAUCACAAAUGCUUGCGCAAUGUGCUGCGUAUCUGUGCGCACGUGGUCACGACGGAGCAUAAGCUGCCGAUUGAGUGCAUCUGUCCCGAGAUUGGGCUGGCCUUUCAGAAGUACACUUGCGCGGAAUGUGGAACACAGCUGAGCUACAAUACUUCCAAAGCUAUCAACUGUUUCGGACUCGAAUUCAAAGCGGAAAAACUGAACUCAAUUCAGCCCCGGCUGUGCGAUUACACCGGUCUGUACUACUGUCCCGCGUGCCACUGGAACGAUACGAGCAUCAUACCGGCACGCAUCACCAACAACUGGGACUUUGUGCCGCGCAAGGUGUGCCGUGCGUCGCGGCAACAGAUCAACCUGCUGCUGGCCAAACCCGUCAUCCGGCUGGAGGAGAAGAAUCCGCGCCUGUUCACCUUCAUUCCCCAGCUGGCCGAGGUGAAGCGGGCGCGCGUGCAGCUCGGUGAAAUGAAGCGAUACCUCAUCGCGUGCCGGCUGGCCGACGAGACUAGGCUCGUGGUGAAGCAAAUCGGCAAACGGCGCCACCUGAUGGAAUCGAUCGAGCUGUACAGUGUGGCGGAUCUCGUUGGCGUAGAGGAUGGGACGUUGCUGAAUUAUCUGCGCACGAUACGGGCCACGUUCGAGCAUCACAUUCGAAACUGUGUGAUCUGUUCCGGAAAGGCGUACAUUUGCGAGUUUUGCAACAACGAUCAGAUUUUGUUCCCGUUCGAUGAUGAUGCGAUUUGCUGCACGCAGUGCAAUGCCGUCAGCCAUCGUGAGUGCUACCAGCGCAGGAAGAGCAGGUGUGCCAAGUGUGCCCGCUUACGGCGCCGUGCUUUACAGACGCUGCGGGAACAGUUGGAUCUGGAAAAUGGCAACUAACCUGGAAGAGAAAGAGAUAGAGAGAGCAAAAAUCAUAUCAUUUUUACCUUUUGAAACGGCUUCAAUGUGCUUUAGAUGUGUGUAAGCUUUAACUCACCAGGGACAACGUGCACAGCUUCUAUUGGUAGCCAUCAAUAAAAUCACACGCCUUCGUAAAAUCUAA